UGGUGGGUGAAGGCCACAAUGAUGACUUCACCCUUGAUAACCUCCCUGGACUAGCAGAAGACAGCCAGAAGAGCAAUGCUGAGGGCAAUCUGGAGGACGACAUCAUUGAGGCUGCGAGAGUGAAUCACAUUGAGUUUAGCGAUUGUGCAGUCAGGGAGCUCUUCGACAAGACCUUCACAGUCACCAACCGCAGCAAGGAGGAGGUGAUGUGGUUUGAGUGGCUGCUGGCAGAUGCCCCAUUCCAGUUCUCCCCCAAGGUGGGACACCUCCAGCCUGGCUGUGCCAAGAAUGUCAGAGUGACCUUGAAAUCCAAGGUCCCGGUCACCGUCAAAAGGCACUCUGUGAAUUGUAAGGUGGCCAUGAUCAAAUACCAGUUGCCGUCAGAGGAGGUUUACGACUGGGAUGACAGAAUGCGCACUGAGAAGUGGGAGGAUACCACCGAGAGACUCCCGGGAGCCCGCUGGCCUUUGAAGCGGAGGGUAAGAAGCACAGCAGCAAAAGCUCACCGAACUGCU
Messenger RNA from Corapipo altera (White-ruffed manakin), 515 nucleotides. Its product is annotated as hydrocephalus-inducing protein homolog. The record is from RefSeq and is a predicted model, not a curated record. The annotation marks the transcript as partial. Gene Ontology annotation, cellular component: axoneme. The transcript has 3 exons. Gene Ontology annotation, biological process: axonemal central apparatus assembly; cilium movement. NCBI's taxonomy places the organism in Eukaryota, Metazoa, Chordata, Aves, Passeriformes, Pipridae.